CAAAUAAGCAAAUUUUGCGCGAGUGGGCGCUGCUAGCUCCGAUAAAAACAGCUGAAAUCAUACAAUAAUGACACAUCCCCACUGUUGGUGAUUGCGACAAUAAAAUUGUAAACAAAUAUGCAAAACAAUGUCUUGUGAAGUUAAAACUUUUGGCAAUAUUAAAGAUUUCAAUAAGGUACAAGAAUACUUUGGACUUUCUCAUGAUGAAAAUUGGAUGAAUGCGAUUAAUUUUGCUGUGUCGCCAACUGGUGAACUAAUUGCAUUUGGUCAAGGAGAAAAGUUAGCAUUUUUGUCUUCAUGUUGGGAUAACAAAAAUCAAGCCACAACUUAUGCCUUAACUUGGUGUGGUGAAUUAGACGAUCCAAAUCAAAUUGUAACGUGUUUUCUUUGCUUACCUAUUUAUGGCAAAAAUGUAAGUGUUGGACCAGAGUGGACGUGUGUAGUCGUCGGCUUGGACUCUGGUAUGCUGUUAUUUUAUACAGAUGCUGGCAUUAAAAUUUACUCCCAAAAUUUUCAUGAUGAACCAGUACUUUCUGCUAAGUCAUAUUCUGCGCCUAAACACUCUGAAGCUGAUUCAACAGUGUAUAUUGCUUACGAGCAAUGUAUUUGUAUUAUUAAAGGAUCGGAGCUAUAUUCUUUACUUAACACAAUGCGCAAUAACACAAACUACUCUUUAGGUCGGAAUUCCAAACCUUCGCCUGAAACACCAACUUAUAUACUGCAAUAUCAAAAAUUCAAAUAUAUGCAUGAUCGGGGAACGAUCGUAAAUGAUGCGGUAAUUGUAUGCCCACAAAGACAAAACACAUUCGAUUUUUUUGUAGAGCAAUGUCUAGCUACUGGCUACUAUACACGGUUAUGCGAAACGCCAGUACAGAAUUCAUUGGUUAUUGGUGUCGGCGCAGAACCGUAUUUAGGAUUUUACUAUGCAGAAGAAGGUUACAAGACAAUAUCUUUGGGUGAAGUUGCAAAGGAUGUUAUUGGUUCGGCAUACAAAAACAUACUUGGAAAUAUUUUCGGUCGCGCGCCUGCAAAACCAGUUGAAGAAAUACCAUCACCAAGCAAAGAAUCGCAAAUGCGUGUUCGCUCAAAGCUAUUUGAUGGGAAACGCGAUGGGUUUAGUAUAGUAAUUGCGCCGAAUGGUAAGCUAGCUGCUGUCACAGAUAAUUUGGACCGCGUUAUGCUUGUAGAUACUCAAAAGUCCGUUAUAUUACGUGUUUGGAAGGGCUACCGAGAUGCACAAUGCGCAUUUAUGCCAGUUAAAGAAAAAACGCUGAAAGGAAUACAAAGUCGCAAAAGAAAAGCAUUAUUUCUAAUUAUUUAUGCACCACGUUUAGGUUGUUUGGAAAUUUGGGCGCUACAAAACGGUCCCAAAAUUGCUGCAUUUACGGUUAGUAAAAGUGGUCAAUUGGCAUAUAACACACACGGUCUCUUAGGUAUGCCAUUGGGUGCAAAAGUGCGCGCUCCCUUAAUCUACUGCCUGUUUAUUGAUCCAAGUGACGGCAGUGUCAAAGAAAUACAAAUACCAUUUCAUUAUGCGCUGAGUGAAACCAAUUCACAAACUGCUCGAGAUAUACAUUUGCUAAAACGUUUUAAAAAUUUACUACGAAAUGCUAAUAUCAGCACACUGCAACUGAAGGAUGAUAUAUUCAGUCUAGCUGAAGAGUUUCAAACGAUCGAAGUACAACAGCAGUGCCUCGAAAUUUUAAAGAAAAAUAAACAACUUAAACCUGAAAUUUUUCAAGCUGUUAUUGUCGCAUUCGCUACUGCUAUAUCUAAAAUGAGCCAUUCGUCAGCCGAAAUAAUGAAUUUUCAGAUUGUCUUAGAGAAUUACAAACGAUUAGUGGAUUUUUAUUUGGCCAUGAAAUCGCCUAAAACCGAAGAAUUUGAUGAGGAGAUAGAACUAAAUGACUCAGACUUGGUUACUAUAAACCAGUUGGUAUUGUUAUUGGGCAAUAGAGGUACCAAUUUUUUACCUCAAACAGACGAGCAAGUCACCGUUACUGGGAAAGUUACUUUUCAAGAAGUUCACCAAGAAGAUGGCGAUUUUGUUGAUUAUCUUAGUAUUUUUCAGUUAGAUUACUCGGAAAGUAUUCCAUUAAUACGUGAUAAGUCUCAACUUUUCGGUGACGUAAGCGGAAAUCUGUUCGGAAAAUUCUUUGAUACCGGCUUAUGCUUCAAUCAAUUCAAGACAGAAUUAGAAAAGGUACAAAUACCAUAUGAAGAUAUGUUAGUGCUAUCGCUAUAUUUCUGGAUAGAGAAACCAUUUCAUUAUCAGAAUUGUGAUGAGGUGAUUGCCGAUAUGUCACGUUUAGCUGCAAUGGUGCGUGCUAUAUGCGAAAUGGCUGGGGAUAGAGUUAACAAACAUGCUUAUAAUGCAAUUUCUCCAUGGUGGCAAGAAGUCAGAGAAAUGUUGUUGGAAAGCCCUAAAUCGCUUGGAAUUAUGGUUGCUAUUGUUUGUAAGACAGUCGCUAAUAUUCUAAGGCGAAAUUGUAGAGAAGGGUCGUUCGAUGAAAACGAAGAAAAUGAAUGCUGGGAACAAAUCUCACAUGACGAAGCACAAUGGAGUUUACUCAUUGCGAAACUAGAAGAUGUAGCCGUAUUAGGUGCAAUUUUAGAAUAUCCUAUAAUAAGUACAGAACCUGUAAUGCCACAAUUACCUUAUGUACGCCCAGAUUGCAGCCUAAAGUUCAUAGUUAGUGGUGGUAAAGGAAUAGUAACGGAUUUAGCUGCUCAAUGGCUUAUUAACUCAAGAAUACAUCCAUCCAAAAUUGUGGAACAAGAAAUAAUUUCCACAGAAACCAACAAAGCUGUCGAAGAAAAAGAAACAAACAACACAACAGAAACUGAAGAGCCAAUCACAAACGUUUUGAAUAAGUCAAAUGCUAAUACAGAUUUUGAUGUUGUACUUGAUAAGCUUAAACUAUUGCGCCGUCAUUUUCCCUUUAGUUUGGAAUCGGGAGUUCUACUGAGUCUAAUGUCUUUUCAGUAUAUGGUACAUUGGAGCAAAAACUUGCAAAGCAUUGAAUAUUUUCGAGCAGCUUUAACGUGCUUAGCUCAAUUUAAAACAGAAGACUUUGCGCUGAAGCAUGGAAUGUGCUGCACGUUAUGGAAUGCCACAUUAAAAUAUCCACUUAAAUCGACAAUGACACUUGUGCAUAAAGUCGGCCGCUUACCUAAAAAUAAAAUGUGUCAGCAAGACAUUGAAAUAUCUGCUUCAGUGAUACCUGAUUUUCUGGAACUUUCAUUAGAGUUCUUAGGGCAUUUCUCGACAUCUUUAGAUCAUAAAGGGCGUGAGUUGAAAUUUGAAGAAAACUUAGCCGAAGGACAAAUACCUCUGCAACUUAUAGCGCUACAACAACACAAUGCAAUUAAAGAGCUAUUACGAUUGCAUUACGAGCUUUGCAUGGUUUUACACUUUAUCACAUUCUUUCAACUGAAAGUGAACAAACCGAUAACGACGUUGUUUGACUCCUUGAGCAAUAAAGCAUUUUUUGCUGACAUCAACAAGGAACUACCAUUCACACUACCCGAACCUGAUAUUGUACUACAACAACAACGUGAGGACUUUCUAUGCAAUGUUAUAACAGCGUCAAUGGAUUUGAUACGAGAAGAUCUCGAACAACUGUUUCUGUUGGAACACAUGGAAUACAUGAAAAAAAUCGUAGCUCUUGCACACAGCUGGAAAAUGGAUAAAACGGGUUUGAUCAAAAGACAGAUUGUUGAAUUGUAUGCACAUAGCUAUGAUGCGUUUGCUGAAAGUCUGCUUUCUGAAACUUGCAUAGACGAGAAACUUGGAACUUUAUUGCUUGAAAUUGCAGGGAGAAGAUUAAACUUGUACUCGAACUCAUCUCAACAAGCUUAUUUGAAGAUUGCUUCAAUCGGACAACAGUUGUUAUAUUUUCUGGAUGAUCUCAGAGAAAAUCCUACGAAAUUCACACAGAUAACUGCCUCUGAAUCAGAAGAAAUUGAAUUGGUUGCCUUAACCAAGUUAGUGACUAAAGCGUUCGAGUGUCUUUCCCGACACGAGACCACAUACACUCACAUAUGCGCACAAAUGUACGACGCCUGUAAGUUACUUCAACGUUGAAGAAUUAAAGGUAAUGGGACCCACAUCUUUACAUAUACAUAUACAUAUAAAUCAGGAAAAUUCAAAACUGUGGUUAAA
Molecule: messenger RNA, 4165 nt
Organism: Teleopsis dalmanni
Lineage: Eukaryota; Metazoa; Arthropoda; Insecta; Diptera; Diopsidae
Gene: Rab3-GAP
Product: rab3 GTPase-activating protein regulatory subunit
Exons: 9
Coding region: 128-4087 (1319 amino acids)
Biological process (GO): regulation of GTPase activity
Source: RefSeq, a predicted model, not a curated record